This is a messenger RNA of Rhinichthys klamathensis goyatoka, 1812 nucleotides long. RefSeq names its product SIX homeobox 6a (gene six6a). Lineage: Eukaryota; Metazoa; Chordata; Actinopteri; Cypriniformes; Leuciscidae. Gene Ontology annotation, molecular function: DNA-binding transcription factor activity, RNA polymerase II-specific; RNA polymerase II cis-regulatory region sequence-specific DNA binding. The transcript has 2 exons. The record is from RefSeq and is a predicted model, not a curated record. Gene Ontology annotation, biological process: eye development; regulation of transcription by RNA polymerase II. Gene Ontology annotation, cellular component: nucleus; transcription regulator complex. The coding region runs from base 591 to 1328 and encodes 245 amino acids.
AUUCUUUAUAGCCUAUAUGCUUUUCAUAGAAAGUCUUUCUAAUGUCUGCUGUAUUUUAACAGACACUCUUUCCCAUCGUUUUAUCGACAACUCAGAGGGGGUUGCUUCCAGAUUUCCACCAAACGACAACAUUACAUUCGGCGUCUCUGAGCAGCACAAACGUAAAGGUCAAAAUGACGCUUUGACGUUUUCACUGAAAGGCGCUGUCGCGCGCUGGGUGGUGCUGAAAUCUAGUGCAGCUUCACGCGUGAUUGGCAAACCUGACAGUGAUUGACGUGUGUCCAUGGCAACCAGGCAGCCAAUCUGACAACUCCAAUAGAAUAGCGGCAGCAGGGGCUAAAUGUUCUUUUAUUUUGCUCCUCAGAAAACACCUUGCUUCCAGUUUUUUUAUGCUCACACUCAAUCAAAGAAGAGAUUUUGCCGUCCAGGCUGCUUGAGCCUGCCGCACGGCAUCGCUCUUCAGCUCGUUUGGUGACACGGCUGUUAACUUUUGCCGUUUUCUGACAGACAGGCUAAACAAAAAGACGGGGGAGACAGACGAGGAGCAACAUCAGAAAGGAGGGCCAAAGAAGAGAGAGAUUACAGUCUCCAUGUUCCAGCUGCCCAUCUUGAAUUUCAGCCCCCAGCAGGUCGCGGGGGUCUGCGAGACUCUCGAGGAGAGCGGCGACGUGGAGAGGCUCGGCCGCUUCCUCUGGUCACUCCCGGUGGCGCCGUCCGCCUGCGAAGUCCUCGGGAAGAACGAGUCUGUCCUGCGCGCGCGCGCGGUCGUGGCCUUUCACGCGGGCAACUUCCGCGAGCUCUACCACAUACUGGAGAACCACAAAUUCACCAAGGACUCACACGCGAAGCUGCAGGCGCUCUGGCUCGAGGCGCAUUACCAGGAGGCGGAGAAACUCCGUGGGCGUCCGUUAGGACCCGUGGACAAGUACCGCGUCCGAAAGAAGUUUCCACUGCCUCGGACGAUAUGGGACGGUGAACAAAAAACACACUGCUUUAAGGAGAGGACGCGGCAUCUGUUGAGAGAGUGGUACCUGCAGGACCCUUACCCGAACCCGAGCAAAAAAAGAGAGCUGGCGCAGGCGACUGGACUCACACCCACACAAGUGGGCAACUGGUUUAAAAACCGGAGGCAGAGAGACCGGGCGGCAGCGGCCAAGAACAGGCUACAGCAGCAGGUUCUGUCCGGUGGCUCGGUCCGAUCGCUGGGGGACGAUGACACCACAGUAGACCGCCUGGGUCCCGCCUCAAGCCCAGAAGUCAGUCUCUCAAGCAAGGCGGCCAUAUCUACCAUCUCCAUCACCUCCAGCGACAGCGAAUGUGACAUCUAACGUGCCAGGCUUCAAAAGAGCAAACAGAAGAACUGUAAGAGACAAUCUAACAACUACAAAAAUCCAGUGCCUGCAACCGGCCCAAAGAGAGGCUAAAAUGAAGGAUGGAAAAAUAGCGUCACACAACUUCAUUUUCCAACCGUUGAUGUGAUGAACAAAAUGCGCAGUAGGCCUACUUCUCAAGAAGACAGGUAAAAAGGGAGUUUUUGAAAGACAAAAAAAAAGAAAAAGAAAAAAGAAUGUUCAAUAUCGGAGGGCCAAACCUAUUAUUGUAGGCAAUGUGUGCGUACUUUAUCAUGAAAAGACUGAAUAAUGUUUUAAUGUCCACUUGUCCUUUUUAAUAUAUAAACGAUGUUUAUUUGAUUAUUUAAAAUUUCAUCGGCCCCUAGGCCUUUUAUUUGUGUGCUUUUUUAUCAUUUUUGCUGUGCGUAAUGCUGAGCGUUGUGAAUUUGAAAAAAUGAUAACAUGAUUAAAAAAAUAAAAU